Messenger RNA from Protopterus annectens (West African lungfish), 3900 nucleotides. Its product is annotated as polypeptide N-acetylgalactosaminyltransferase-like 6. The record is from RefSeq and is a predicted model, not a curated record. Lineage: Eukaryota; Metazoa; Chordata; Ceratodontiformes; Protopteridae. Bases 1 to 2175 code for a protein of 724 amino acids. The transcript is spliced from 10 exons. Gene Ontology annotation, cellular component: Golgi apparatus.
AUGUUGGAUGUGAAAUCUGUAUUCACAGUCAUACCUAAUAGUAAAGGUGUUGAGCUCUUCAAACAGUAUUCAAUGGAAGAUGAAACAUAUGAUGUACAAGUUAUUGAUUUAUUGUCACUGUUGAUGGAACUGAUAUUAGAGAACAAUAUCUUUUUGUUUGAAAGAAAUUUAUAUAGACAAAAGGAUGGCGUGGCCAUGGGCACUUCAUGUGCAAAUGGCUACGGAAAUAUUGUUAUGGCUAUGUGGGAGAAAGAAUUCCUAAUGACUGAGAUGGGAAGGCAUCUGAAGUUCUACAGGAGAUUUGUGGAUGAUCUCUUUAUUCUAUGGGGAGGUGAUGUAGUCUCAUUUCUAUCAUUCUUCCACAAAAUAGACAAUAGUACCAGCUUCCUUAAGUUUUCAAUGAAGCAUUCCUAUGAUGUUAUAGAUUAUCUGGAUGUCAGGAUACUUCAAAAAGAUAGAGGUAUUCUGGAAACUGAAAUCUAUAGGAAAGAAUUUUAUAGGAAUAGCUAUCUCCAUAGACAGAGCAUGGACCCGAGACAUAUAUUUAAGAACACUGUAAGAGGCCAACGUCUGAGAGCAUCAAGACUCACAGCUAAUCAAAAUAAGUAUGAGGAAGAGAUCAAGAACUUGAAGGAAAGCUUCAUACAUAGAGGGUACAGUGAAAAAGAGAUACAACAGUCAUUAGUGGGUCUAUCUGAGGCAAGGGAAGGACAGACAGAAUUGUUUGAAUCAUUGAGAGUGGAGGAGCGGCAAUUGGGAGAAAUUGUAAUUGCAACCCUCCAGUUGGAAGGGUUGUGGGAUGAUGUAUUAGCAGAUUUAACGGAUGAGAAAGAACCAAAGAGUGGAAAUGACAUGUACUGGGCAGAAGUGAUAGAAUGGAUUAGAGAGGAGGAAGAGAUAUUUUUCUGCUGUUUUCUAUUAGAACAUUUAAAGGACCACCUAGAAGAAUACACUUCCAGAUUUCCAAAAGUCAGAAUUGUAAGAACAACUAAGAGAGAAGGACUCAUUCGAACAAGACUUCUAGGAGCUUCAGUAGCCAAAGGCGAGGUUUUAACCUUCCUUGACUCCCACUGUGAGGCUAAUGUAAACUGGCUGCCACCUCUUCUUGACCAGAUCGCACAGAACCGUAGAACAAUUGUAUGCCCCAUGAUCGAUGUCAUCGACCACAAUCACUUUGGGUAUGAGGCUCAGGCUGGCGAUACUAUGCGAGGUGCAUUUGACUGGGAGCUGUACUACAAACGAAUUCCUAUUCCACCGGAGCUCCAGAGGGCUGACCCCAGUGACCCAUUUGAGUCUCCUGUUAUGGCUGGAGGGCUGUUUGCUGUUGAUCGCCAGUGGUUCUGGGAGCUUGGUGGAUAUGACACUGGUCUAGAGAUCUGGGGAGGAGAACAGUAUGAAAUCUCUUUUAAAGUAUGGAUGUGUGGAGGGGCUAUGUAUGAUGUUCCUUGUUCCAGAGUUGGUCACAUCUACAGGAAGUAUGUUCCUUACAAAGUUCCAACCGGAACCAGCCUUGCAAGGAACCUAAAGCGAGUUGCAGAGACAUGGAUGGAUGAAUAUGCAGAGUAUGUUUACCAGAGGCGGCCUGAAUAUAGGCAUCUUUCUACUGGAGAUCUCACGGUUCAAAAGGAACUUCGGAAGCAUUUGAAAUGCAAAGACUUUAAAUGGUACAUGGCUGAAGUGGCCUGGGAUGUGCCAAAAUACUACCCACCUGUGGAGCCUUUGCCUGCUGCUUGGGGUGAGAUUCGGAAUAUUGCAGCAAACCUGUGUGUUGACAGCAAGCACGGAGGUACAGGAACAGAGCUGAGGCUGGACAUUUGUAUUAAAGACGGCUCAGAACGAACGUGGUCUCAUGAGCAGAUCUUUACCUUUGGCUGGAGAGAAGACAUACGGCCUGGGGAGCCGCUUCACACCAGGAAAUUCUGCUUUGACGCAAUUUCACACAGCAGUCCAGUCACACUUUAUGACUGUCACGGUAUGAAGGGAAACCAACACUGGCACUACAGGAAGGACAAAAGUUUACAUCAUUCUGUCAGCAACAGCUGCAUGGACUGUAACCCAGCCGAGAAGAAGAUUUUCAUGAACACAUGUGACCCUUUAUCUGAGACCCAGCAGUGGAUUUUUGAGCAUAUUAACAUGACUGUUUUAGAAAAAUAUAACAGGAAUGGCAGCUCAUAGGAAAUAUAAGACUAAAAAAAUGAGUUGUAACCAUAAUUUCUGUCCAGAACCCCUCAGCUCUAAAGCCAGCUGAUUUCAGGUGUCUCCUUUCCCAGUUCCAAUAGAACUGGUUGCAAAGUCGCUGAGAUGGACAUAUUUGAUAAUGCCAGCCAAGAAAAAGUUGUACAACAGGAGAUUGUGUAUAAUGGCAUCCUUGCUGGCCAAGGUUGUGCUCGUUUGAACAAUAAAGCCUUUUAAAAACAAAAAAAAGACUCUAAAUGAAAGUAGAAACUGGACAAAGUAAUAACUCUCAGGUCAAAUCCUGCUAGUCACAUGGAUAUGAAUUUGUUGUGUUUCCUUAGGAUUCUUCCUGGAGCAAAUGUGAACUGCAUGGCUAUAGUGAAUUGCCUCAAAAGAAAACAUACAGUAAACAAAAGUGAGAAUUUUUCAUGCUAACUGAAACCUUUAAUUACUGUCACAUUUGCAAAACCUAUUCAGUAUUCACAUCGCUUCACAUCUAAACAUAUUCCCUCAUAUCCCGUUCAGUUGCUAUGGAGAAUUUAUGAAUCACUUUUGCAUUUUAUAUGAUGUAAUCUGUAUUUUGUAUUUACAGUAGUCUAUCAGGCACAGAACAUUUUAUUGAGACUCUAGUUUCACCUAACUCAAUUAAGACAAAAAUGAGAUUGGCAGUUUAUGUUGAAUUUGGUUUCUUUCACUGUCUUAAGCAUCGCAGAGUCUGCCUUUAGUCUUAAUUUCAAACGGCCAAGGAAAUAAAUAUACUCAAAUAACUGAGGGUAAUGUGAAUUGUUAAGAAAAAACAAUUCUUGAUUGUUUUUGUAUUCUUAAAUAUAACAUUUCUUCUCUGGAUGAGGUAUUUCAUCAAUACUCCAGUUGACGUUCUUAGUUAACAUUUCUAUAGUCAUUAAAAUGCUCAGCUGUUAGCCUAUAGACAGAAGUAUAGUUUCUGAAAUAGACCAUUGAGUAUUUAUACUAAAACAAGAAAAGUGUUUUUACAAAGUAAGGUCUUACACUGUGCAAUAAUUCACAAGAGAUAAGAUAAUCCCAUAACAUCUGGUACCCUGCUGUUCAGAUAGAGGUGUGCACACAUCUGCGUCUGUAAUGUGAAACAGUGGUAUGUACUGACGGCCUUUGCCUGAUAAUAUUAUACUGUUCCCCGACACCAGUACCACAUUUACAGCACACUAUAAAUGAAGCUGGAUAAGACAAGCAAGAUUCAAUAAAGUCGUGUACAAAAGACUCAUAAAUAAGAUGACUUUUGCUUGCAUGUCUGUGAAGGACAUAUUGUUAGCAUGCAUUUUUUUUUUUUUUUUAAAUACAGGUUAUUCACUCUGUGCUGUCAUGCACCUGUUAACCUGUUACUAGGUUACAUUACCCUGGAAUGGAAGAAAGAGCAAGUUGGCUCUCAGUCAUCGAUCUACAUUCUUAACACAUUGAGUCCUAGUGAGUUUUUUUGAAGGCAAUUGUAUUUCUUGUGUUUUAUGGCACUGAAAUGAUUAUUCUGGAAAAUGGAUGUGCAGUUCUGUUCUUGUAUAGAAAACUAUAUAUGAUUGUCUAAAAUGUGCCAAUAUAACAUAAGCAUUUGUCAUGAUUACCUCUCUGCCAGUAUAUAAUUUGAUUUUUAUGUGUUUGGUACAAUAUUUAUUUUUUAUAUGAUCGCAUUCUUGCUUGAGGUGUAAACCAUGUUGGUUCGAUUCUUGUACUAUAUAAAAGGAAAAUAUAAACUAA